Mytilus trossulus (common blue mussel) is the source of this 1378-nucleotide messenger RNA. RefSeq lists its product as uncharacterized. The transcript is spliced from 2 exons. Bases 79 to 1149 code for a protein of 356 amino acids. NCBI's taxonomy places the organism in Eukaryota, Metazoa, Mollusca, Bivalvia, Mytilida, Mytilidae. The record is from RefSeq and is a predicted model, not a curated record.
UGGAUACAGGACGCUCUUAUAUAUUUCUUUGUUUCGGGAUUCGCGGUACAUUUGAAAAUUUUCAUUGAAAUUAUUUACAUGAGCAACAUUAACCAGGAAAUUCGGGCAGUUUUACCCAGGCGUGUGAAGAAGAGUUUUGAUUACAGAGUUUUCGAUCAACUUGGUAUGCAGUCCGAGGCAGUAACCACAGAACCAGAGGUUGGUGACGAGCUUGUGCACGGUGCGACUGGUGGAUCUGACAGUAUGUCAAAGGUGGAUUAUGAAGACCUGAAAGAACGUCUUUCUAUUUAUUUGGAUUCGGACGAGUCGGACACCGAUGAGGAAACUAAAGAAUUGGUCAGGAAACUCAAGGAAGUUAAACAGAAGGAGAAAGCAAUGAAGAACAAGAAGAGAAAGGUGGAAUUACGACAGGAAAUAGAGAAGAGAAUGAAGGAAUUGGAGGAGUUGGAGGAGCUCGAGUUAAAAGGGGCCUCUAAGCCGAAGAAGGAGAAAUCCGGCAAGAAGGUGGAUCAGUCCAAGAAGAUCAAAGGUAAAAACAAAGAAACAGAUAAAGAGAAAGGUAAAGAAACAGAUAAAGGUAAAGAUAAAGAUAAAGGCAAAGGCAAAGGGGCAGUGAAAGAUAGUAAAGAACCAGGAACUUUUCUAAUAGUGUCAGACUCAAUUGCAAAAUAUGUGAAGCUUGAGAAUGCUGAUGUGUUUGCGUUUCGGGGGGCUUCCAUAGGAGAAAUAACCUAUCAGCUUAACAAGAACAAGGGGAGUAUUUAUGAAGGUUAUAAAUGUUUAAUAAUUCAUUGUGGUACCAAUGAUAUUCAUAUUUUAUCUAUUGAUCAGUUUAAGUCUGCUUAUUGUAAUUUGAUUUCAACUGCUAAGUUGUUGUUUCCUUCUAUGGUUAUUGCUAUGUCUGGUAUUCUUCCUCGUCCUGUAGAUUUUGAGGAAACAGGUCAAAAAAUUAAGGCAGUUAAUAUGGCUUUGUUAAAUUUAUGUUUGAGUUAUAAUGUAGAGUUCAUUCAUUCGUAUAGAUAUUUUUUGAAAUGUGGAAAGCCAAAGGUGGAGUUAUUUGCAUAUAAAGAUGGUGGUUUGCACCUGAAUUGUGAAGGUACAAGGCAGUUAGGGGUAUAUUUUAAAAGACGGGUUGCUCAUUUGAUUUAGAUAUGGUAACUUGUCAUUUGAGAUGAAUUUCUCAGAUGGAGUUAAAGGAUUAGUAGUGGUUGAAUUUUAUGUUUCUGCCAUACUUCCUUUUGUUUCUUUUAGUUUAUGGUUGAUAUUAUUUCUUCCAUACUAAAAUUUGGAUAUUUUGUAUUUUAUUUUCCUUAAUAUGUAGGGGUUGUAUUUGUUUGUUGGGUUAUGAUGUAGUAAUGUUUAUUUAUAUAUUAUGUAC